AUAGUGAAUGUAACAGAAACUUUUGAAACAUUGAAGAGAGUCAGUCGAUCGCAAACUGUACAUUUUUGUAUGUCCGAAUGUGAAAUUUAAAAUAUGAUGUCGUGGCUAAUGGAACGCAUUUUGAACUGGUUUCAAUUCCUAGUUUUAAAAGUCAUUAAGACUGGCGAAAUACCUAAACACGUGGCAUUUAUCAUGGAUGGUAGCAGACGUUAUGCGAAGAAACAGAACUUGACGAUAGCAGAGGGACACUCAAAAGGGUUCGAUAAAAUGAUUGAGAUGUUAAAUUGGUGCAUGUAUCUCGGUAUUGUAGAAGUCACACUUUAUGCAUUUAGUAUAGAAAACUUUAAACGUAGCAAAGAAGAAGUUGAUAAUCUUAUGCACCUCGCCAGGCAGAACUUCAAGGUUUUGUUAAAAGACAAGAAAAAAUUGAAAGACAAUGAAAUAUGCUUUCGUGUAAUUGGUAAUUUAUCCCUGAUACCAGAAGAUAUAUGUAAAUUAAUAGCUGAAGUUAUAAUUAUUACUAGGGAAAAUAAUAGAAUGUUUAUUAAUUUUGCUGUUGCUUAUACAUCAAGGGAUGAAAUUACUCAUGCAAUUAAGGAUAUAAUACAAGGUGUAAAGGAUGCUGAUAUUUUACCUGAAGAUAUUAACGAAGACUUGAUUACUGAUUGUUUGUACACUUACAAGUCUCCAUAUCCAGAUUUAUUAAUUCGUACUUCCGGAGAAACUCGACUUAGCGAUUUCCUCACGUGGCAAAUUUCCAAUACUUGUAUCUACUUUACUAAAACUUUUUACCGCCGCGACAGUCAUGACGCACGCACAUUCGUGGAAUCGCUAAGGUGGUCGACAACGCUAGUCGUCGGUUCAUCGUUUACACCCUUAUUACGAGCCUCGUCUGCAGAAAUUGCGCUUCGUUCGCGCCAACGAUUUCUGGGUAAACUCCUGGAGAGCGUGCAAGCGUUCUCGCGCUCCCAUGAGUGGCGUGCGACAUCGUCGUCAUCGUGUCGACCACGAGACGACGGUAGUAAACGGUCGACCGCGAUCGCAGUGGUAAGAAGGGAACUAGUGGGGUGCAAAGGGGUGGUUUUCCAAGGUGGCACGGGUGCCGACGGCUCUUGCGGAGAGGGUGUAAGAGAACGGCGGGCGAGCACGAGAACGAGCAGCAGCGAGUCCAAGGAAACCGCCGCCGGUCAGAUUAGAUCUUUCCUUCGAAGGGUUAAGCUCUACCUAGGGCCUUACGUCGCGAUAAGGCCUGCAAACGCGCUCGUUCGAGGAGCUUUCGUGUCGAAACCUGACGCCCCCUCGCGUGUCGUCUCCUACGACAUACCUCCCUUUUCCCCGAUCUGCAGCGCGGCGACGGGGUGUUAUAAAAAUAUUCCGCUGCUCUGCGCUGUUCGUGGUUUCUUUGAUACGCAAGCAUUCGUGACACGAAUCCCUGCUUCUUGGGCGGUUCGCAAAUAUGCUCGUGAGACCAUAUAA
Trachymyrmex septentrionalis is the source of this 1476-nucleotide messenger RNA. RefSeq names its product ditrans,polycis-undecaprenyl-diphosphate synthase ((2E,6E)-farnesyl-diphosphate specific)-like. Lineage: Eukaryota; Metazoa; Arthropoda; Insecta; Hymenoptera; Formicidae. Gene Ontology annotation, biological process: polyprenol biosynthetic process. Gene Ontology annotation, cellular component: dehydrodolichyl diphosphate synthase complex; endoplasmic reticulum. The record is from RefSeq and is a predicted model, not a curated record. Gene Ontology annotation, molecular function: ditrans,polycis-polyprenyl diphosphate synthase [(2E,6E)-farnesyl diphosphate specific] activity.